Molecule: messenger RNA, 3775 nt
Organism: Diospyros lotus (date-plum)
Lineage: Eukaryota; Viridiplantae; Streptophyta; Magnoliopsida; Ericales; Ebenaceae
Product: probable LRR receptor-like serine/threonine-protein kinase At1g12460
Exons: 2
Coding region: 772-3333 (853 amino acids)
Biological process (GO): protein phosphorylation
Molecular function (GO): ATP binding; protein binding; protein kinase activity
Source: RefSeq, a predicted model, not a curated record
AAUGAAUGAAUGUUUUGUCAGAUUGAAUGGGAAUGGAAGAAAACCCAUUUAAUUCAAUUCAAUUCAAUUGGACCAGCUGCUGUAUCGUUUCCCUAUUUUAAUUCUUUGAUUCUUCUGCUCUUUAUUAAUGCGCCUGCGGUGGCUGUGGCUGUGGCUGUGGCUGUGGUGCCAAUAUUCGCCUGCUCACGGUGGUGGCAAGGUGGUUGGUGGAGGAAUAAAUGCGAAUGCCCAGACAGACAGAUAGAGAGGGAGAGAGAGAGAGAGAGAGAGUUUUUCUUUUUGUUUGUGAAUGGAGAAAGCAGUCGAUGAAAGAGAGUGGUGACACCGGAGCACGUGGUGGCAACUGGAGACAGAGAGAGAGAGAGAGAGAGAGAGAUAAACAAAGAAAGAACGACAGAAAGAAAGAGCAGUCAAUAAAUUUUCUCGAUCAGUUUUUUUCUUUUUCCAGCAAAAUUUCAUCGCUCGACAGCUCAUUCCCCCAACCCCCCCUGUCUCUCUCUCUCUCUCUCUCUCUCUCUCUCCCCCUUCUGAGCCUCCUUCUUGGACCUUGCUUCCAAUCUUCGAACUAUGGAACACUGAUUUUGAGGUUACUUCUCCUGCUCCCUAACAACAUUGAAUUGGUUGUCUGAUUUUCCCCCAAUUUCAACUACUCCAAACAGUGAAAUAUGAUGCUCUUUCGCCGAGAUCAAGCUCGUUUCGCUCAUGAUUCGAACCCCAUUUAGGCCGAAGCAAAGAUCCCCAAUCGAGCAUGCAUAAUGCUGGAUUGGGAGAAUGAAUAGGCCUCCACAUUACCUCCCUCUUUUCCUGUUCUUUGUGGUCAGUUUUCUCCGAUUCUCGGCAGUUUCUCCGGCGACCGAGAAGGAGAUCCUGCUGCAGUUCAAGGGCAACAUUUCCGGCGAUCCAUACGGCAGCUUGAGCUCCUGGGAUUCAAGCAGAGACCCUUGUCAGGAUUUCCAGGGCGUGUUCUGCAACUCCGAUGGAAAUGUGGCAAAGAUUGUGCUCUGGAACACAAGCCUGGAGGGCGUCUUGUCGGCUGCCUUGUCGGGGCUGAAAUCUCUACGGAUUCUCUCCCUCUUCGGCAACCGGUUCUCCGGCAACAUCCCGGUGGAAUACGGAGAGAUUGAGACGUUGUGGAAGAUCAAUUUGAGCUCGAACGCUUUGUCCGGGAAAAUCCCCGAUUUCCUCGGCGAUUUGGCCAACAUUCGGUUUCUCGAUUUGUCGAGAAAUGGGUAUGACGGAGAGAUUCCGUUGGCUUUGUUCAAGAAUUGCGGCAAAACCAAGUUCAUUUCUCUUUCGCAUAACAGUCUCUCGGGUCCAAUCCCUGUUUCAGUUGCAAAUUGCUCGAAUCUUCUCGGCAUUGACUUGUCUUUCAACAAUCUCAGUGGGGAAUUUCCUUCACAAUUUUGUGGCAUUUCAAGGUUACAGUACCUGUCCUUGAGGAGGAAUAUGCUAAGCGGGAGUGUUCAAGAGCAGCUUUCAGUGUGCGAAAGCUUAGAGCAUUUGGAUCUUGGGAGCAAUUUGUUUAUUGGGUUGGCUCCAUUUGGGGUUCUUGGGUUGAGAAAUCUUUCAUAUUUCAACAUUUCUCAUAAUGGAUUUGAAGGGCAGAUUCCAGAGACUGAAAAUUGCAGUGAGAGAUUGGAAAUUUUGGAUGCUUCUGGGAAUCAGUUGGAUGGGGAGAUCCCAUUGAGCAUCAGAAAUUGCAGUGCCCUUAGGUUAUUUGACUUGGGAUUAAACAGGCUAAAUGGCAGUAUUCCAUCAGGGUUUGGGAGCAUUGAGUAUCUUCAGGUUCUUGAUUUGCAUAAUCUUAACCUCAUUAGCUCCUUUCCUGAAGAUAUUAGCAACUGCAAGUUUCUUCUUAAGCUGGAUCUUUCUGGUAAUGCUUUACAGGGGGAAAUACCAGAAACGCUAUCCAACAUGUCAUACCUUGCAAUUCUUGAUUUACAUCGAAAUCAGCUGACCGGGAGCAUUCCCUCAAGUCUUGGAAAUUUGUCAAAACUCCAAGUUCUUGAUCUAUCAGAAAAUUCCUUAUCUGGGUCAAUCCCCGUUUCAUUCGAAAAUUUGACGGUGUUGACUCAUUUUAAUCUCUCAAACAACAACCUCUCGGGCACUAUUCCUUCCAGUAUCCAGCAGUUCGGUUAUUUUGCAUUUUUUCACAACCCGGGGCUCUGUGGUGCUCCUCUGGAUCCCUGCUCGGGCAAUGGCACUGCUACUUCAGGAAAAGGAAAACCCAAGUUUAGAGGUCCAGCAAUUGUUGCCAUUGUUGCUGCGGCAGUGAUUCUUAUUGGGGUUUGCACUGUAACCAUUGUUAAUAUGAAGGUUCGCAAGAGGAGAAGGGUUGAUGAAACGAUGGUUGGAGAGAGCACUCCACUAGCCUCAACGGAUUCAAAUGUGAUCAUUGGAAAGCUGGUCCUCUUUAGCCAAACUCUCCCCUCCAAGUACGAAGAUUGGGAAGCUGGCACCAAAGCUUUACUCGACAAGGAGUGUGUGAUUGGGGUUGGCUCGAUUGGAACAGUCUACAGAGCUAACUUUGAAGGCGGAAUUUCCAUUGCAGUGAAGAAGCUUGGCACUCUUGGAAGAAUAAGAAACCAGGAUGAGUUUGAGCAGGAAAUUGCAAGGUUAGGAAACCUCCAACACCCAAAUCUUGCAGCUGUUCAAGGUUACUACUGGUCCUCUAGUAUGCAGCUAAUUCUAUCUGAAUUUGUUCCAAAUGGGAAUCUGUUUAAUAAUUUACAUGGACUUGAUUAUCCUGGCACCAGCACAGGAGUUGGCAAUAGUGCAUUGAAUUGGUCUAGGAGGUUCCGAAUUGCGCUAGGGACAGCUAGAGCACUCGCCUAUCUUCACCAUGACUGUAAACCCCAAGUGCUUCAUCUCAACAUCAAGUCCACCAACAUUCUUCUGGAUGAAAAUUAUGAGGCCAAGUUAACUGAUUAUGGGUUAGGGAAGCUGCUUCCCUUGCUGGAUAAUUAUGGUUUAACCAAAUUCCACAAUGCAGUUGGAUAUGUUGCCCCGGAAUUGGCUCAAGGUUUGAGACUGAGUGACAAAUGCGAUGUUUAUAGCUUCGGGGUGAUCCUGCUGGAGCUGGUUACGGGAAGGAAGCCGGUUGAGAGCCCGUCAGCAAACGAGGUAGUGAUCUUGUGUGAAUAUGUUAGGGAGCUGAUACAGAGUGGCAAUGGUUCCGACUGUUUUGAUAGAAGCCUGCGGGGUUUUGUAGAGAAUGAGUUAAUUCAGGUCAUGAAGUUGGGUCUGAUCUGCACUUCCGAGAUGCCUUCAAGGAGACCAAACAUGGCUGAGGUAUUUCAGAUUCUUGAGUCCAUUAGAUCUGGAGUGGAAUAAAUACUCAUUAGGGUGAAUAAAGAAGAUUGGGUGGUCACCCGCCGUAUGUUUCCCGGGUUUAAGGCUGGGGGACUGAUGGUGCUGCUUCGGACCGCUCCUAGCAGCGGUUUUUUCUGGAUCUCGUUAGGUUAAGAGACAGUACAUUGUGUUCUUGGUCACUCGGGUUGCUCCUUUUGGGUAGCACAAAAAGAAAGAAUAAAGAAGCUUGUUGGGCUGCUGCAGAGUGGAAUCAACUAGUCCUGUACAGAAGGAUAAGAAUGUAGUCUGGCCGCAAAAGGGACUUGGAUUAGAGGUGGAAAGAGUAGGAGACAGCAAAAGAACACCAGAAAUAUUCUUUUGUAUUCAUUUUGAGAUUAAUUCCAUUAUUCCUUGUAAUUUCCGAAACAAAAUCAUUUGUUCUGUAUUUCUUUUUACAUAAAUAUUAAAUCAAACAUUUUCCAGU